This is a messenger RNA of Arachis duranensis, 755 nucleotides long. RefSeq names its product transcription elongation factor 1 homolog. The transcript is spliced from 5 exons. The record is from RefSeq and is a predicted model, not a curated record. Gene Ontology annotation, molecular function: RNA polymerase II complex binding. Gene Ontology annotation, cellular component: transcription elongation factor complex. Bases 127 to 429 code for a protein of 100 amino acids. NCBI's taxonomy places the organism in Eukaryota, Viridiplantae, Streptophyta, Magnoliopsida, Fabales, Fabaceae. Gene Ontology annotation, biological process: transcription elongation by RNA polymerase II.
AAGUCAAAUGAAGUAGUUUCAACCUUUCUUGUAUUAAUCUUGUUAUGUACCUUUUUUUCUGGUGUUCCGGGGAAGGGGAUUCGGAGAGAGGACUAUGAUGGGGCUUGUGUCGUUUAGGGUUUGUGAAUGUUAGCUAUUAAAAAUCUGAUCAGGAUUUGUGGGAUGGGAAAGAGGAAGGCAAAGUCGAAGCCACCUCCAAAGAAGCGAAUGGAUAAGCUGGACACUGUCUUCAGCUGCCCUUUCUGCAAUCAUGGCACCAGUGUUGAAUGUCGCAUUGAUAUGAAGAACUUGAUCGGGGAAGCUUCUUGCAGAAUAUGCCAAGAGAGCUUUAGCACUACUGUCACAGCUUUAUCGGAGCCAAUUGACAUAUACAGUGAGUGGAUUGACGAAUGUGAACGGGUGAACAACCCGGAAGAUGACGGUGCUUAGUAGUGUGAUGAUAAGAAUCCAGUUGGAAGAUGAUGGUGAUUAGUAGCGUUUUAAAUAAUCCAGUUUUAGCAAAUAUGAAUGGAAUUACUGUCCAUUGUAAUUAUGUCUGUCUCUAUUAUGAUGAUUAGUAGUGUUUACAAUGCACACGAAAGUAAUAUGCCUACUUUGAUGAUGCCACAUUGAUUAACAAUACAGAUGCUAGUCAUGUUAUUUACAGUGUGCUUAUGUAAAAUUGUAAGUCCCAAUAGUAGUAAGAGUUUGAAUGGUAGAUAAGUUAUAUUAACUGUGGUGUAGAAAUAAAGAAUGAGAUUGUCUUAUAUGAUAAA